Drosophila mojavensis is the source of this 475-nucleotide messenger RNA. RefSeq lists its product as uncharacterized. Gene Ontology annotation, cellular component: U12-type spliceosomal complex. NCBI's taxonomy places the organism in Eukaryota, Metazoa, Arthropoda, Insecta, Diptera, Drosophilidae. The coding region runs from base 45 to 446 and encodes 133 amino acids. Gene Ontology annotation, molecular function: zinc ion binding. The transcript has 3 exons. The record is from RefSeq and is a predicted model, not a curated record.
AACAGCUGUUUGUAAACAAACGAAACCAGUUUGUAAUUUACUAAAUGGGUGGAAAAAGCUAUUAUUGUGAUUACUGUUGUUGCUUUAUGAAAAAUGAUCUAAACGUGCGUAAAUUACACAAUGCAGGCAUUUCACACACGGCUGCCAAGGCAACCUAUAUGCGUCGAUUUGAAGAUCCCAAAAAAGUUUUGGCUGUAGAGAGCACAAAAAAGCCAUGCAAACGCUUCCUGGCCGGCUACUGUAGAUUUCAGUUGUUCUGUAAUUUCCGGCACUAUAGCGAUAAGCAAAUGAAACAGCUCGAAAAAAUAGUGCGUCAACUGAAGAAGAAGCGUUCAAAGAAAAAAAGGAAUCCCCAAGUAACCAGAAAAUGUAAUUUGCCACCCUCACUGCAACCUAUUGACAUGACUAAGCUGAAGCAAACAAAUUGGGAUUUAAAUUGGGGCUAAAAUAAACAAAAUACAAAAUUGUUGCAACA